Toxotes jaculatrix (banded archerfish) is the source of this 1020-nucleotide messenger RNA. It is a transcript of the gene abitram, whose product is annotated as actin binding transcription modulator. Gene Ontology annotation, biological process: regulation of actin filament polymerization; dendrite morphogenesis; regulation of filopodium assembly. Gene Ontology annotation, cellular component: filopodium tip; lamellipodium; nucleus. Lineage: Eukaryota; Metazoa; Chordata; Actinopteri; Toxotidae. Bases 82 to 630 code for a protein of 182 amino acids. Gene Ontology annotation, molecular function: actin filament binding; actin monomer binding. The record is from RefSeq and is a predicted model, not a curated record. The transcript is spliced from 6 exons.
UCGCUGUCCGUCAAUCAAAAUCGUGCACUAGCUAGAUAUUACUUUAAACUGGUGUUACAGCCUGUGUUGUGAAUAUUUUUGAUGGACGACAUAAAGCAGAAAGAAACAGAGGAAAAUGCGCCUUCAGUUAUCGACCGGUAUUACACACGGUGGUACAGAGUCGAUAUGAAGGGGAAACCGUGUGAGGACCACUGCAUCCUGCAACAUUCAAACAGAAUAUGCGUUAUCACACUAGCAGAGACUCACCCCAUCCUUCAGAAUGGGCAGAUGAUCAAGAGCAUCAAUUACCAGAUCAGUAACGGCUGCAGUCGGCUGAACAAUAAAGUCUCCGGGAAGUCCAAGCGGGGCGGUCAGUUCCUCACCGAUUUCGCACCUCUGUGUAGGAUAACAUGUACAGAUGAAACUGAAUACACAAUCUACAGCUGCAUCCGGGGCCGUCUUCUUGAGGUCAAUGAGAACAUUUUAGAAACACCUUCACUUUUGCUGGAAAAGCCGUCCACUGAAGGAUACAUCGCUGUCAUCCUGCCAAAGUUUGAGGAAAGCAAGAGCAUAACGGAGAAUCUUCUGAGCAGAGAGGAGUUUGAGAGCAUCGUCUCCAAACGGAGUGUUGCUGAAUCACAACCCUCUUGACAGGGCUCCGUGUUCUUGCCUUGUUCAAGUCAGAACUGUUUUGGAAGAGCUCAUCAACCUUCAAAUCCCACCAGGUUGGGUAGAAACUGUGGACGCUAUCCUGGAAAGUGACAUUUACUUGUGGUUACUUCUAAAAGACUGUCAUGUAUAAUGCAAGAAUUGCACUGUGCCUCUAGAUUAUUAUAUGUUGUUUUUCACUGUUAAAGAAUUUGAAGGUUUCAGAAAGCAUUUUUCUUUGAAGUGCUUUAUUUAUUGUUUGGUUUUUGUAAGUUGAAGAGCAAGGAAACAUAGAAAAGCAUGACAUUAUUUGAAUCUGUAAUUAAGUACUCCUCAAAAAAUCUUCAGUUAGAAUUAUUUUUGUAUAAUAUCAUUAAAAACAAUCAACACAGA